AUGCUCGUCAAGGUCGGGAAGGACCACUACCGUUUCGUGCGACCGAAUGGGAUCGUUGUCAUGUACAACCUGGACUCGCUUGUGGACUACUUCAUCUCGACCGGGGACUUCCUGGAACCGGAAACCCGGCUGCCUUUUUCGGACGACCAGCUCCGAGACAUCGACGGCAAGGCGAAGGCGGCGGGACUGUCGAAGCCGAGCGUUCUAGCCGCCAAGCGGGACCCUGGCCGCUACGCCGAGCAGAAGUUCCAGCAGGAUGCGCUCGUGGGCUUGGAGCGGAUGACUUCCGAGCUGGUGACGGGCAUGCUUCUGGUCGUGGAGGAAUGCGAUCGGGAGGAAGGGGAGAUUCGCCUCGUGGCGGAGAUCUUCCCCCCCUUUGCGGAUCUGUUCAAGCAGAUCCUGGCGGCGGACAAGGCCUUCGCGCUGCAGUGCAUGCAGCACUACAGGUCCUGGCUGGAGGGCCCUCCCAACCGCCCUACCGAAGACGAGAUGGGUUUCCUGGACAUCAUCAUCAGUUUCCUUAAACAGCUUGAAGACCCUGGAGGAAAUUCUCAGCUCGGAUUUUAA
Molecule: messenger RNA, 567 nt
Organism: Ectocarpus siliculosus
Lineage: Eukaryota; Phaeophyceae; Ectocarpales; Ectocarpaceae
Source: the annotation of a GenBank genome assembly